Fusarium graminearum PH-1 is the source of this 1248-nucleotide messenger RNA. RefSeq lists its product as uncharacterized. The record is from RefSeq and is a predicted model, not a curated record. The transcript has 3 exons. Gene Ontology annotation, molecular function: protein binding. NCBI's taxonomy places the organism in Eukaryota, Fungi, Ascomycota, Sordariomycetes, Hypocreales, Nectriaceae. The coding region runs from base 1 to 1248 and encodes 415 amino acids.
AUGGCUCAUGGCAAUUCAAGUUCUGAGCAUGUUUCCAUUCAAGGAGGCUUGGAAAAUAAAGUCGGCAGCAAAAAGCCAUCAACCUACAUAUUCCAUUCGAACGGGGAUACGCAACUCAGUCUCACUACAUGCAUUGAUAAAACUUUUAUCUGGGAGUCUGAGAGAAUAUGGAUAGGAGAAGAGAAACUGAGAAAGAAACAGCUCGAAACUGAAGAGAAAAAGAAGAAGAAGAAAAAAAAGAAAUUCAGUCUUCCACCACCACCUCCACCGCCGCAAGAAUCCCCUAUUUCUAUCCCUACGUCGUUCGAUGAUACUACAGACCCAUUGUCUUCAUUCCCUGGCUUGACUCAUUCUCGUCCAGGACUUUCGGAUGCGGAAGCAACAGACCCGGGACCUUCUGACGCUGGAAAGAAUACCGACAGCUCAAGCCUACAAGCUUCGAAUUACGGGGAAAGAUCUACCAACCUGCCAGGUCAGGUAGAGAUUCGAAUGUUAGUUUCAGGAACGCAUCUAGUUCUAGCUUCCUCCUACUUUGAGAAGAUGUUCUCUGGUCCUUUUAUAGAGGGAAAAGCUGAUCACCGAUCGGGGCUCCGCCAAGUAACAGCAAGCGAUUGGGACCCCAAGGCUUUCAACAUCGUACUAACAGUUAUACACGGUUACCAUAGAGACGUACCAAGGUCUCUUGACCUUGAGAUGCUUGCAAAGGUGGCUAUGAUCGUUGACUACUAUAAAUGCCAUGAAAUUGUUGAGCUAUACGCCGAGAUAUGGAUAGGGAGAUUACAGUCAGAAGUGCCAACAAUUUACGGAAGAGACUGUAUUCUCUGUCUGUUCGUUUCCUGGGUUUUCUCGCAACCAGAAAUGUUCCAGGCAAUGACCCAGCUAGCAUUACGGCACAGCGGAAAAAUGAUCGAAGCUGGAGACAUCCCUAUCCCCUCAAACAUUCUCGACCAAAUCAAUGAAGCACGGCUGAACUAUCUCGAUACAAUGUCCACAGCAACAUAUGACCUUCUUGAUCGUUUACAAGGAGAAGAAGUGGAGUGUUCUUAUGAGUGCUCAGCGAUGCUCUUGGGUGUUUUAACAAAGGAGCUAAAGAAAUACGGGGUUCUGAGCCGUAGUCACCCUGAACUGUUCUACCGGUUCAGCAUUGAAGGUUUGAAGGACAUGAUCAAAGAUUACAAGGUACCAGAAUGGUUGGAUAAUAAUUAUUACUCAAGUAAAUAUCCAAUGCUUUAUCACACUCAGUUAUAG